AUGAAUUCCACGGCGAAAAGUACCUCCCAUGAAUUGGACGUGACCUCAGUGACCAUCUACGCCCUUCUUGGAUCUUUGGGAAUCCUUGGAAAUGGUCUCGUCCUCGUUGUCAUGACCACCGUCAAAGAGCUACGGACGACCACCAAUACCUUCAUCGUCAACCAAUCCAUCGUCGAUUUGGUGACGUCAAUCCUUCUCUUUCUGAUGUUCAUCGCCCCUCCCCUUCCUCUACCGGAAAGCGAACCCGUUGCCAAGCUCAUCUGCGCCGUCUGGAACUCCAAGUACAUCUUCUGGGGAAUGUCUAUCGCCUCGACGUUCAAUUUGAUUCUCCUAACGUUGGAGCGGUACUUUGCGGUUGUGUUUCCGGUCGUGUACCGUGUCCAUUUCAGCAACCGUCGCGUUCCAUUCCUGGCCGCUCUACCUUGGUCGGUCGGUCUGGUGUUUCAGAUCUACUGGGCUGUAGCGAAUCGGUAUUCUGAUGGCCAAUGCAUCAUUAAGCAUACCAGUCGUCAGUCGCAGAUUCUGGUUGGUAUCUUAGUGUUCCUCUUAUAUGUCAUCCCGAUGGUCAUCAUGGCUUUCGCCUAUAUCAGUAUCGCAAAGGCACUUCGUCAACGGGUUAACAGUCGUGCUACUGCUUCGACAAAGGUACAACUGACCCUGACGGCAAAAGACACACUGAAACCCCAAGUCAACCAUCAUGAAAGAGCGAGGGUAAACGUCAUCAAGACACUAAUCACGGUUAGCGUGACCUACGCGAUCUGUUGGACACCUAACCAUAUCGUAUACCUGUGCUUCAACCUGGGUAAAGGAGUUGGAUGGAUCACCGGCCCUAUGUACAAUUUCACGGUGUAUCUUGCUUUCUUUAACAUGUGUAUCAAUCCUUUCAUUUACACCUUCAAGUAUCGGCGCUUCAGGGAAGGACUGAAGACACUCUUCAGGUUGGUGCGGGGAACUGAAUCUUCGUCAUCGAUUACUACCGUACAGAUGAGUGAUGACGUAGUACGGAUCUGA
Messenger RNA from Lytechinus pictus (painted urchin), 1011 nucleotides. Its product is annotated as cholecystokinin receptor-like. Gene Ontology annotation, molecular function: G protein-coupled receptor activity. Lineage: Eukaryota; Metazoa; Echinodermata; Echinoidea; Temnopleuroida; Toxopneustidae. The record is from RefSeq and is a predicted model, not a curated record. Gene Ontology annotation, cellular component: membrane. Bases 1 to 1011 code for a protein of 336 amino acids. The transcript has a single exon. Gene Ontology annotation, biological process: G protein-coupled receptor signaling pathway.